AUGAGCCUGUCGCUGCCCCUCCGGUCAUCGGACGAUGCCGCGCAUUCGCCGACCAAAUCUUCCAAGGCGAACGGCCUGCCUCGACUCUCACCAUCCCCGUCCUUCAUCCAGACCCGGUCUCCCAGCAGUUCGCACACGUCGGUGCGUCGCCGCUCCGUCGAUCGUGUUGGGGCGAGCACUGCGCCCCGACGAUGCAAGUCACAAUACCCCCGCGAUUCCCCCGAGCGACAUGUCGAAUAUAUCCUGGUGGCCUCGUUCCAUAUUGAUCGGGGCCCCAUCAUGGAACAUCAGUACCCGACGCCUAUCAGUGGGGAUGAGAGCAUGUUGGCCGAACUGAUGCUUCCGGAUCAGACUCACGUCAGAAGUCAGGACUGGACCAUCUUCUUUUUACACAAGGACACCAGCGCAGACGGAGACGAUGACGAUUCCGUUUCGGGGAAAAAGAAGAAGAAGAGAAAGGGCAAAAGGAACGAUCAGGAGGGCGGCGAGGGCGACGGCACUCCAAACGAGGACGCGGAGGAGGCGUCCGAAGACGAUGAAAGCAGCGAAGACGAAGAGGAGGGGGGUGAGGGGCCACCCUUGAUGUAUGUGCUGAAUCUUGUAAAUACGAAACAGGAUAACACAGCCAAACGUGGUGCGGUUGUGAAAUCCAUGGCGAUCUGUACGCGGCAUUCAUUCCUUCACAUAUACAAGCCUUUGCUGCUUCUGGCCUUGGAGGACUAUUUCAAGUCUCCUUAUCCAGAAACGCUGGCGUCGCUGUACGAAGCCGUGAACAAUAUGGACCUGUCUUUGCUGCCGAAGUUGUCGCUUCUUGAGCGGACCAUCUUGCAAGCCAGCAACUCCAAGGACAUCUUCAUCGAGAAAUUUGAGAAGAUGAUCCAGCAGCGCAUGGCGGAAGAAGGGGAGCCCAACGAUGAUGAGUGUCCGCCCUCGCCCAAGAAACUGACUUCGCGAUACGCACUGCCACGCGACACUCACGAGUUUGAGUCCAAGGUUGUCUACCAUGAUAUUCCUAUUCCGGUCAAGGUGCCGACUCUGAUCUGGCCCGAGAUUGUGGGAGAUUUUUCUCUCAUCAAACUCGUCCAAAUCUUCUCUGCCACCCACUCUACCAACCCCCAGCCGUUCCCCCUCCACUCUCAUUUGACUACCAGUGGCGCCUACACUCAUCCGAUCAUUGUGCUUGUCAACGCCAUGCUCACACAAAAACGGGUCGUGUUCCUGGGACAUAACCGUCCUUCGGGUGAAGUCGCCGAAGCCGUUCUCGCAGCGUGUGCCCUCGCGUCCGGCGGGAUCCUCCGCGGUUUCACCAGACACGCUUUUCCCUACACCGAUCUCACCAAGAUCGAUGACCUUUUGAAAGUACCGGGGUUCAUUGCUGGAGUGACCAACCCCACGUUUGCCAACCAUCCUGAGUGGUGGGAUCUUCUCUGCGACCUUCCCACGGGGCGGAUGAAAAUCAGCAGUCACAUUGAAGCUGCUCCGGUCACCGAAGGCAUGCUGUUUUUCCAACAACAGACGCCAUUGACCUACAACCACCACGCAUCCCACACAGACCCGACGGGGGACAAUCUGUUUAUGGAAGAUGUUCAACGUAGCAUCACCAACCGGUAUGGUGAAAAUGCCAUCCGUGCGAAAUGGCGCGCCUACAUCACCAAGUUCACGCGGAUCGCUGCGGCCUUCGAAGAGACCGUCUACGGUGCUUCAAACCUCUACAUCAUCGGACCCAAUGAAGAGCUGUCGCCGGAGAGCCCGAGCGGCCACCAAGCCGAUCCGUUAGACCCUACUACUCUCCGCGGCCAUGGUUACGUGUGGGCCGACGAGGGGUCCAAGCAGCGCGAACUCAUGGCAUCGGUCUCGAGGAUCGAGGGCUGGCGCUCGACACGAUCCUACUACUCGUUCAUCCAAGACAUCGCGGCGAUGUACUUCCCGGCACGCCCCAUCCAGAAACCGGAUCUGCAUCAUCACCACGAUCGGUUGCGGACCUUGAAACUCUCUGCGCCGGACGCCGGCGCCGUCUACAUUGCGUUCUCGCAUGCCGUAAAAGACUACGCCGGGAUCUGCCAACUCCUCACGGUGACUCCCGAAAACCAAGCGGGACUGUUCUACAUCAGCAUGGGCCUCUUCCAUUCUGACCGCACUGUUCGUGAAGCCACUGCCGCUCUCUUGGAGCGAAUCUCCGUCCACGCGGCUGGUCGCCACUUCUGGGCGCAGCUCAACCGGUUUUCGAAACUGGCGUUCUUCCGAGUCAAGCGGGAGAGAGAUGCUGCACUGAGUGCGAGCCCGAUCUCACCCCGGUCCCCGGAGACGGUGCCUGGCGAGCCGCAGAGUUUGGUAGGAGUCGCUAUGGGCGAUGGCGGAGUCGGAAAGACCUAG
Aspergillus candidus is the source of this 2373-nucleotide messenger RNA. RefSeq names its product AFI1/MesA family protein. Bases 1 to 2373 code for a protein of 790 amino acids. NCBI's taxonomy places the organism in Eukaryota, Fungi, Ascomycota, Eurotiomycetes, Eurotiales, Aspergillaceae. Gene Ontology annotation, biological process: actin cortical patch localization. The record is from RefSeq and is a predicted model, not a curated record. Gene Ontology annotation, cellular component: plasma membrane. The transcript is spliced from 3 exons.